AUGGCUUUCGAGGGCGUUAGGCGGUUUGGACAGAGAGUUUCAAAACUCUCCCGAUACCACAAUUCGUUAGGUAGCAAGAAGAGAUCCAAGAAGAAGGGGGAUGCUUGUGAGACAAACAAAACUGUAAUGGGACUUAUUGAGCAAGCAGGUUCUGAUUAUGCAAAGGGUGAAACGGAUCUGGCCAUCUACAGACUCACACAAGUGUUGUCGAAUAUGGAACGUGAGUGCACUUCCUUAGAAGAAAAUCAGGCGGCAGCCUGUUUUGUUUCGCCUCCGGUGAAAUUGGACCGGUCAGAAAAGCCAUGCGAAGUAGCUCCACAACAAGAAGACCACCAUACAAGAAAGAAACUAAAUCGUAAGCUUUUACUUCGGGACGAAAUUGCUUAUCGUAACGCUUUGCAGCGUCCUCCUUCUCUUCCGCCAUGUACCGAGCUACCACCCCUUCCUGAGCCAGCCCAAUCGCAUGGAACUGUGAUAGAAGAAUGCAGAAUUCACUACCCAAAAGUUGUUGUACCUGUACCUGCACGAAUGGUUUCAGUGCGCUACAACGAUGGUGUUUCUACGCUACGUAACGUGGAAACGGAGGUAACCGAAUUCUCGGACCUCAUCGAAAGAUCCUUUAAUACCCUUACAAUUGGCGACUCCGUCGCUGCCCUAGACGAUGACACGACGCGUUUUGAAGACCGCGUACUUUUCCCGAACAGCACGGGCAACGAAACCGUCUGGAGCAAGGCCAUCGCAAACGAAUUCCAGGCACACACCCUCGAGACUGCAACAUAUCGCUAG
Lachancea lanzarotensis is the source of this 786-nucleotide messenger RNA. RefSeq names its product LALA0S12e01662g1_1. The coding region runs from base 1 to 786 and encodes 261 amino acids. The record is from RefSeq and is a predicted model, not a curated record. NCBI's taxonomy places the organism in Eukaryota, Fungi, Ascomycota, Saccharomycetes, Saccharomycetales, Saccharomycetaceae. The transcript has a single exon.